UUAGAGGGCGAAGUGGCGGUUCACCAGUUCAUUUCCCGCAGUAGAACACUGGAGGUCGCGUCUCGAACUGUCCUAUAUAACGUGAAUACGCCGCUCGACUGCUUACAACCCGGUCCAAGCUCACGCUGCCAACACCACUCGCAUCCACGGAACCGAUCGAUCGCGGGAGCGGCUCGUCGUAGUGACGCUGUGCGCCAGUCUGCGGUAACACAUCGCACCGACCUGUGAUACUGUGCACCGAUCGACAGAUAACCGAACACGUGCAACAAAAUGAACAGCUACAUCACUAUCGUACUAUUACUGGCGUGUGUCGCUGGCAGUACGGCGCAGUACAAUCAUUUCGGCGGCGGCUUCUCUGACGGAUACUUCGGCACGAGUUUCGGCGUGCCUGGAUACAGUGGGCUAUCGGCGGCAGGGGGCAGGGACCCUAGAGCUAACACAGGUCCAGUGUUGUUCCCGCCUUCGCCUCCCACAGGCCCCCUACAGUCAAGUGGCGUAGUCGCCGGCGCGUCCGGGUACGGAUUUGUGCCCCCCGGCUCGCCAGGUCCCGCACUACCGAGAUAUUACUACCGAGGAUUCUUCCUAAGAUAGGAAAAGCAACAGCCAAUUUAACUAAAUGAAUUCCAUGUACCUUAUACUUUUCUCUUAUAUGUGUAUAAUAAUAUAAUUUUGUAAAUUAAACAAUUUGUAAAAAAUAAUAUGUAAAUAGGCAGUCAUGAAACUGUGAUAUUUCUGAACGGAUGCUACGUAUGUUUAACUUUUUUUUUUCUUUUUUAAAUUAUGACUUUUAGUGACAUUAUAUGAGUAGGUGUAACUUAAGAAUGACUGUCACUCGACUAUGAGUAUGAAUGUAAAUAAAAUUGUGUAAUACCCUCUC
This is a messenger RNA of Papilio polytes (common Mormon), 877 nucleotides long. RefSeq lists its product as uncharacterized. The coding region runs from base 271 to 591 and encodes 106 amino acids. The transcript has 5 exons. Lineage: Eukaryota; Metazoa; Arthropoda; Insecta; Lepidoptera; Papilionidae. The record is from RefSeq and is a predicted model, not a curated record.